Messenger RNA from Syngnathus typhle (broad-nosed pipefish), 2557 nucleotides. Its product is annotated as RNA-binding motif, single-stranded-interacting protein 2-like. The transcript is spliced from 13 exons. Gene Ontology annotation, cellular component: cytosol; nucleus; ribonucleoprotein complex. Lineage: Eukaryota; Metazoa; Chordata; Actinopteri; Syngnathiformes; Syngnathidae. Gene Ontology annotation, molecular function: mRNA 3'-UTR binding; poly(A) binding; poly(U) RNA binding. Bases 89 to 1303 code for a protein of 404 amino acids. The record is from RefSeq and is a predicted model, not a curated record.
CGAGGCGACUCCAAGCAUCUGCAGCGGCGCUCCUGGCUUCCCCGGCGGCUGACGUCAGCUGCUCCACCGCCGCCGCCGCCGCGUCAAAAUGCUGCUCUCCGUAGGGGUGAACGCGUACAACGGCUACGGGAGCAAAGGCAUCAAGAAGCAGACGUACACGUCUCCCUCCAUCCAUCAGAUGGCUCCGCCUCCGAGCCCCAACGGUGGCCAUCAUGGCGGGGAGCAGCUGAGCAAAACCAACCUGUACAUCCGUGGCCUUCACCCCGGAACCGCAGACCAGGAUCUGGUCAAACUCUGCCAGCCCUAUGGGAAAAUAGUCUCCACAAAAGCCAUUGUGGACAAAAUAACCACUAUGUGCAAAGGCUACGGCUUUGUCGACUUUGACAGCCCAGCCUCGGCUGAGAAGGCAAUGACGGCGCUCAAGAAGCUGGGCGUGCAGGCGCAGAUGGCCAAGCAACAGGAGCAGGACCCCACCAAUUUGUACAUCUCCAACCUGCCGCUCUCCAUGGACGAGCGGGAGCUGGAGAACAUGCUGAAGCCCUUCAGCCAGGCCAUUUCCACGCGCAUCCUGCGCGACGCAUGCGGAAUCAGCCGAGGAGUGGGCUUUGCCAGGAUGGAGUCAACAGAGAAAUGCGAGGCCAUCAUCCAGCAUUUCAAUGGAAAAUAUAUCAAGACUCCACCCGGAGUUUUAGUUCCACUGAAGCCUUUAUUGUGUAAAUUUGCUGAUGGAGGCCAGAAGAAGCGCCAGAGUCAAGGAAAGUACCUGCAAAAUGGACGAAGCUGGACCAGAGAUGGAGACACUGGCAGACUGACCCUCACCUACGACCCCGGCGCAGCCUUAGCCAACGGGUUCUACAGCAUGGCUUCCAACCGGAUGGUCGGGCUCGCCUCGCUUCCUCCGUACAUGCAUUCGCCCGUGUCCGCCUACCAGGUAGACAGAUGCUCAUGGGAAGACCUUCUCACUCAAAUUAACGUUGUGCUUGCUUGCUGUCAGGUGCACAACCCGUCGUGGCUCCACCAGCCGUCGUACAUCAUGGCGCCCUCGGGGGCCGUCCUGACGCCGGGGAUGGAGCACGCCGUGUCCAUCCAGCCCACGUCCAUGAUGGGACCCCUGGCCCAGCAGCUCGGCCACCUCUCCUUGGGCGGAAGCAGCACAUACGCAUCUCUGCAGGGGCCGUACGUCACCCAGUACCCGCAAGUGCCUCCCACCAACAUCUCAGUUGAGGAAAGCGCCGUCCAGCAGUCCAUCGCCAUAGAGACGUCCACCGAACCCACGAGCUUCUCCUACCAGCGUAACAAGUGAAGACAAGUUCCGACUCAUCUGACAAGCCUGGACCGUGACGCAGAAGGAACGCUCUUUUUUUUUUUCGGAGCUCCUCUGGUCUGGCAAAGACGGCGAUGGACUGAAGUGGGGAACAUUAUUUUGACCGACAUGUUUUGUUUUGUGGAGCUAUGAUUUUUCUUGCUUCUUUUUAUGGUACAUCUUUUUGUUUUGCUAUGAGUCUUGAUCUCACUCACAAUGGCGACCAACUCGUCCAACUUGUCACAGCGGCAGUUUCGUCGGUUGUGAAAGUUUGACAGAAGAGUCAUUUUUUGUUUGUUUUCUUCACAACGCUUUUGACAAUCACACAAUUCCUCUCGAGUGAAGAGCGACAUGGAUUGAAAUCAUUCCGGUGAAUGUGGUUGGCGUACACACGCCGGCGCCGCACUUCUUUGAAUAUUCCAACAAGUCACCAGUGCAUGUUCUACUUUUCCGAAGAAAAAAAAAACAAAAAAAAAGGGCUGACACCCCGUGCGCCAUCUUCAACACGUUUUCAAAAUACGGACAGCAAGUAAAAUGCAGAGCAGUUGGGAUACUUGCAGGCUGGUGUUUAUCUCCGCAACUACUUUUUGUUUGACGUGUGCUGUUUUUGUAUUAUUUAAAUGUUUUGUUUCAGAUUGUUCCUAGUUUUAUUUUUGAUAUCGUGUUGUGUUUCCAUCCUUUUUUCCUAUUUCCACGCCAUAUUUGAUUGGACGUUCUGUGCUUAUUCAUUUUUUUUUUGUACAAACUUUUUGAGCGCGAGUCCUGAUCUGGAAGUUCCGUUUUGGUUUCCAGCAGCCCCGUUUGUAAGGUGCUAUUGCGUCACGCCGGGUUUGAUGACAUCAUCAUUCCAGGGCUGCUGGGAACGAGCGCAAUGGUAGCGUUGAACUUUAUCUGCGACAGAUUGUUUUUUUACGGGGCAACGAGUUGCUUGAAUAGGCCGCUCACAGCUGGUACUGUGUCAAUACGUCCUCCGUCCAAACAUUGCUCAUCAAGUCCGAGGUCUGAUCUAUGCAAUGGCAAUAAUAUAUUUCUGAGAUACGUGACCUCAAAAUGUUGACGGGGGGGCUCACUGGGACUCAUGAAUGGUUGCUGCUAAUUUAGGAUGACUCAGCUUUUUUUGGAAAUGUACACCGUACUAAAUCUUGGGCCAGUCAUGAUGUCGCUCUUUACGUCCGUCACUUGGGAGAACAGCCGCAGCUUUGGAUUUGAAAAUAAAUAAGUGUUGACCUCCGUCAAGGAGGCAGAUGUUUUCAA